ACGGCGGGAGGCAGGAUGGCACCGCCGCGGGGCGGCGGGGAGGUGCGGGAUGGGGACAGGGAUGGGGACAGGGACAGAGCCCCCGCAGCGGGGAUGCGGCGCUUCACCUGGGAGGAGAUCGGGCAGCGGAACGGGCGAGGGCCGGCGCCGCAGGAGCGCUGGCUGGUGAUCCACAGGAAGGUGUACGACAUCAGCCACUUCUACCGGAGGCACCCGGGAGGGGCCCGGCUCCUCGUCAGCCACGCCGGGCAGGACGCCACGGAUGCCUUUGUGGCAUUCCACGUUGACAAGGUGCUGGUGAGCAAGUACUUGAAGCCACUGCAGAUUGGGGAGUUGGCACCAGACCAACCCAGCAUUGAGCCCACUAAAAAUGAAAUGCUGGUGAAAGAUUUCCGGGAAUUGCGCGCUACAGUCGAAAGAAUGGGACUCCUGGAGCCAAACCAGCUCUUCUUCUUCCUGCUCCUGGCUCACAUCCUGCUCUUGGAUACAGCUGCCUGGCUCAUCCUCUUCUACUUUGGGACAUCCUUACUGCCCUUCGUUUUCUCCCUGCUGCUGCUGACUAUUUCCCAGGUCCAGGCUUCCUGGUUACAGCAUGACUUAGGACACCUCUCAGUAUUCAGGAAAACCAAGUGGAACCACUUGCUACACAAGUUUGUGAUGUGCCAUUUGAUUGGGGCCUCGGCCAAGUGGUGGACUCUCCUGCACUCCCAGCACCAUGCCAAACCCAACUGCUUCCACAAGGACCCUGACAUUGAUAUGCACCCUUUCCUCUUCACUUUGGGGAAGAAAUUCUCUGUGGAGCUUGGGAUCAAAAAGAAAAAAUACAUGCCCUACAACCACCAACACAAAUACUUCUUCAUCACUCUUCCUCCCCUCCUGUUCCCCACCUACUUCCACUGCCACACAUUCUACAUUGCCUACACAAAGAAGUACUGGGUGGACUUGGUCUGGAUGCUGACCUUCUACAUCAGAUUCUUUUAUACUUAUGGAUCUUUAUUAGAAACAAAGAGUCUCCUGGCAUAUUAUUUUAUAUUCAGGAUGCUGGAGAGCAGCUGGUUUGUCUGGGUCUCACAGAUGAACCACAUCCCAAUGGAUAUCGACUAUGACAAGAAUUUGGACUGGAUGUCUACUCAGCUCCAGGCAACCUGCAACGUGGAGCAGUCACUCUUCAAUGACUGGUUCACAGGGCACCUCAACUUCCAGAUUGAGCAUCACCUGUUCCCCUCCAUGCCACGGCACAACUACUGGAAGGUGGCCCCUCUGGUGAAGUCCCUGUGUGCCAAGCAUGGCAUUGAGUACCAGUGCAAGCCUCUGCUCACAGCCUUCGCAGACAUCGUGCACUCCCUAAAGACCUCAGGAGAGCUCUGGCACGAUGCCUACCUGCACAAAUAAAGGACAAAGCUUGGUGCUACCAUUCAGAGCCUGCCACAGCUGCAUUCCCAGCAAGCUGAGGGGCAGGGAUCACAAGGGACGCUCUGGCAGAACAAAGUGAGUAAGGACUGAGGGAUAAAAUUCAAAUAGGGAUGAAGCUGCCUGAAUUUUUCUUCUAGUUUUUCCUAGGGUUAUGGUUCAAAUAUGUUAAGAGUGGGCAGGGCAAGCAGAAGGUGAAUUGUUAGGAGAGGAGGGAGCUCGUUGCUGACUGAGUCUGAGCAUUUCUGAGCCUGGGCGUGGGCUCAAGUCAGAUCAUGGACUGGUGGAGCUGCACAUGCAUAACUUCAUGUCAGAGACCUCUGAUCAUGGGUUUUGUUGGUUUGGUUUUUUUUUGUUUGUUUUCCUCAUGUGGAAGGUGUAAUGCUUGAUACAGCAUUUGUUUACUUGAAUUUGAAACUGCAAAGGAUUUUGGAUUAACAUGGUGUUCCACCAAUGUGCUUAAACUACAAUAAAUUAUGAUAAACUACAAACAACACUUAGACUGUGGCAAGUGCACAUGCAGUGAAUAAAAACAUAAAUGUGUUUUCA
Messenger RNA from Taeniopygia guttata (zebra finch), 1959 nucleotides. RefSeq names its product fatty acid desaturase 1 (gene FADS1). The record is from RefSeq and is a predicted model, not a curated record. Gene Ontology annotation, cellular component: membrane. Gene Ontology annotation, molecular function: oxidoreductase activity, acting on paired donors, with oxidation of a pair of donors resulting in the reduction of molecular oxygen to two molecules of water. NCBI's taxonomy places the organism in Eukaryota, Metazoa, Chordata, Aves, Passeriformes, Estrildidae. Gene Ontology annotation, biological process: lipid metabolic process.